This is a messenger RNA of Symbiodinium sp. CCMP2456, 885 nucleotides long. NCBI's taxonomy places the organism in Eukaryota, Dinophyceae, Suessiales, Symbiodiniaceae. The record is from the annotation of a GenBank genome assembly.
GCGCAGCUGGCAGCGUUGCGGGGCGACGUCGCUGCAUUGGUGUCCGAGGUGGGGCAGCUGCAAGGCGUGGCCAAAAGCGGUGCCGAGGUGACGGCUGAUGAGAGUCGAGCCGUUCUCAACCAGGUCGCUGCGCUGCGUGGCGAGAUGUCUUCAUUGUUGGCGAAGCAGAAGCAAUCAGCCGAGGCUUCGCCGGAUGAUGCGGCACAUUCCGAGCUCAACGCCGCCGUGGCACAGUUGGGAAAUUUGUGCGAAUGGACGCUGAAGUACAGCCAAGAAGCUGCAGGCGGACAAGCUGCCUUGGCAUCGCGGCUUGUGGAGUUGCAAGAGGAGACCGGUGUGGUUGCUUCAGCGAUGCGCCGGCUGCGUGGCGGUUUGCAAGUUGAUGUCGAAAACGCCUUCAAGCAAAUCAUCAAUGAAGCUGCCGAGCAGCAGCAACAGCAGCUGCAGCGACAGCGGCAACAGCAGCAGCAGCAACAGCGGCAGCAGCAGCAUGAGCAGCUGCGGCAGCAGCAGACGAUGCAGGUGUCACCGAAGCUGGAGGAGGCACCCUCAAGGAGAGUACCCACUCCGCGGCACAGCCCAGGUGCUUUUCAACAGCGCUUGCUGGAGGCCCGCACCCCAAGCACCACGAGACGCCGGCCGAGGCCGCCUCCGGCAGAACUCUCCGAGUUGCGAAAACUUUUGCAGGAGCAUCGGCAGCUUGAGCUGGCAGAGGCUGCAGAGCACCGACCGAGAUCGAGGCGUGCACCGAGAGGAGGUCGGCCCUCGCCCUUGCCUCCUGUCAGCGGUGAGAGCGAGCCAGAGCUGCAGCAGCAGAUGCAGCCUGACUGGCAUUACCUGUUCGAACAGGGCUUGAUAUCGGAGAGAUUCGCGGAAGUUCUGUAG